AUGUAUGAUGGUAAAUCUUAUGCAUGUACAUUCGAUAAGGAUUGUAUGGCUCAAGAAAGCUUCCUAGCCAAUCGUACAUGUGAGGCGGGGAAGUUCGGAUGUGACCCAACCUUGGCUGAUGGAUAUGAUACCCGUUACAUACCGGGUACAUUGAAUGGGAAGGAGGAUGAUGCUUAUCAUAAGGAGGGUGCUCAGGUUACCUUAUUCGUAACGGAUGUUUUUAAUCAUGCUACCUUCGAGAAUACAGUCAUCAAUAUGGAUUGGCACGGUCUCAAGGUUGACCGCUGGCGUUUACGUGAUGUUACCUUCCGAGCAGAGAACUGUAACGGUGAGAGCCCCCUUUACAGCCCUGGUAUCGAUUGUAAAUCUCCUUAUGUUACCGCUGAUUUGGGAUACCAUUUCUCACCUGAUCCUACUAUGAUCAAAUUACCAAUAUAUGCAUCACUCCCACACUUCGCCGAUACAGGCAAGAUGAGCUCCAUUAAAGAUAACUACUAUCCAGGUGAUGGUAGGAUUAUAGUGAAGGAAUGUAGCAUUGACGAGACAUGUCAAGGUGAACGUGACUUCAUUAGUGAGAUAUGGUCGGAGCCUAUUACCGGUACAAUUAUGUAUGGUACACAGAAGCUUCAGUUUAAUUCUCGCUUUACUUCCCUGGCGAAUACCUCAGAUGGAGAUCUCUCACAGGAAGCCCUACUCCCUCUCUUUUGGGUUGAUAAGCAUGCUGAAGCCUGGCCAUUUCAGAUUGAUGCAGCUAAGAAAAUUCAGAAAUCCGUUGGUUUAUUCAGUAUCCUCGGUAUUAUUCUCAUCAUUGUGGGAGUGCUAUUUGGCAUUGUGGCGGCGAUACUCAUUAAGUUUGGAUACAGAAGUAGAAAGGUCAGCUACGUGAAGCCAGUAUAG
This is a messenger RNA of Perkinsus marinus ATCC 50983, 897 nucleotides long. RefSeq lists its product as hypothetical. Lineage: Eukaryota; Perkinsozoa; Perkinsida; Perkinsidae. The coding region runs from base 1 to 897 and encodes 298 amino acids. The transcript has a single exon. The record is from RefSeq and is a predicted model, not a curated record. Gene Ontology annotation, cellular component: cytoplasm; membrane. Gene Ontology annotation, molecular function: scavenger receptor activity.